Trichomycterus rosablanca is the source of this 2392-nucleotide messenger RNA. Its product is annotated as schwannomin-interacting protein 1. Gene Ontology annotation, cellular component: cell junction; plasma membrane. Gene Ontology annotation, biological process: positive regulation of hippo signaling. The record is from RefSeq and is a predicted model, not a curated record. The coding region runs from base 339 to 1136 and encodes 265 amino acids. The transcript is spliced from 6 exons. Lineage: Eukaryota; Metazoa; Chordata; Actinopteri; Siluriformes; Trichomycteridae.
UUCUUUACGAUAUUAAAGAUGAUUACAUGGCAUUAAAACACGACUUGACAGUUCUUAAGUGGCCUACGUGGCUGAGCAUGGACUACUAGGUUGGGCUAGUGCAGUGGAGAAGCUGCUCCUUUUAGUUCAGUUGUUCAAUAAACAUGUUUGGGUUCAUCCUGGUCCACUGAACAAGCGCUGGCUUGCCCCCUCAAAUAGCACAACUAUUGUGACUUCUUUUUAUACCUGAGUAAUCCACUGUACAAGUACUGACUAAUUCUUUCCCUUUUUCCCAGGUGUGUUUUUAGUAGGUACCAAAAAGUGUUCCACUAUUCCAUAAAACAUUGUAAUCUUGUUAAAUGUGUCUCAGAAGUGUUGUAGGGCUGAUGGAUGGGACAAAGGAAAGAGAGAGGGAAAGAGGAGAGGAAAAGGAAAGUGAUGAGACUGAGGAGGAUGCUGAGGGAGCGGCCUUGUUGUGGCAAGAAGGCUCCUCUGAAGAUGACCUGGGAUUACCCAUCAUGCACUGGGAGGCCCUGAGCUUGCGCAUCGCCCAGCUCGAAAAACAAGAAGAGGAACGGAGAGAGAAGAACAAGGAUCUACCUCAGUGGAAACAGAGCUGGCCUGAAUUAUAUGAUCUUAACAGACAUAGAGACAGCUAUGAGGAUGUGGACGACAGCCGUCUGACUGCACUGACAUCACGACUUCAGAGUCGAAUGAAUCUGCAGCUCUGCUUCAUCAACAACAGUGAAAGUGAGGAUGAUGAGGAACAGGACGGGAAAAAAGAGCUUGCCAAACAGUCCGGUCAGCAGCAGAUGCAGCAAUUGCAGCAGUGUUCUAGUACUUCGUCCAGCAUCAAAGCCAAAUCCAGUGGAUUUAAAAAGGAGGUCAAAGCUGCACUUAGCAGACUGAGACACAAGCUGAAGCUGGAACAAAAACAGACCAUACCCCACAGUGAGGCAGUCAAACAAAGAACACAGUAUACACGCACAGACUUGCAGAAUUUCAGCGUAAAGGAGUUAAAGGCAUUGAAGACCACACUAAGCAAAGACAUUCAUAUCCUCAGCUCAGAACUGGUGGGUCGACUUCUCACAAGAGACCAGCUAAGAACUGAGCAGGAUGCCAUGUUACUGGAAAUACAGGAUAUGACAUCACUCUGACAGAAGCGGUCACUUCCGUUAAAACUAAUGCUACAGUGACCACAGAAGCUACAAACCUGUGACAUCUGCCUGAAGCAAUAAGUUGUACUGUGAAAGGUUCAAAACAAAAAAGGACUGUUUAAACUGCACAGAUUUGUUUUAAAGUGUGCCUUCGUUUUAUCUGCAUUAUUAUUUUUAUUAACAUUUAAAUAUAACGGUGUAAGGAUCUAAAGCAUUGGUAAGCUGCUAAUACAGUCUUAGGACCAAUCUUUUUUCAGCAUCAAAUACUUUAGUCAUGUCAUAUUUAAACCUCACUGAAAUAACUUUGCUAAUGUGCUUUUUCUUUAACUUGGUAGUUAGAAAACAAUUAUUACCAGGAGUGUUUGUAUUUGUAACAGUAUUUUUCACAUCUGUGUAUGUGGGUUGUUUAAACCUAUCUUGAACAAUUCUACAUAUUACAUAUUUUUUAUGUUUAAAAUGAGGGAUGUGUGUUACCCUAAAAAUUCAGUAAGGUCCUAUUUGAUUCAGUCUGCCGGACAGCUCAGGCACUAAUUUAGAGUUUCUGCAGGCAUCUGAAAAAUUGUAAUUGGUCUGCUAUUUUUGUUUACUAAAAUUUAAUAUGUUUUCAAGCCACAUAGUCUUAAACGUAAGUAUACAACAAUUUCUCAGGGGCUAAGCCUGAAUACACAAGGACAUUUUUGGCAUCUUUAUGUAAAUGCAUUUAUGUGCAUUGCUGUCAGGUUGUAGGCAUGUUUGUAGGUGAAGAUAAUUUUCUGAUUAUAUAUUCUUAAACUGCAGACUACAUAAUUAAUAGUAUUAAAAGAGGAACCGUCACAAACAUUUCUGUAAUUAAACAUAUUUGGAAUUAAAAAAUGAUUACAUUUUGUUAAAUUUAGAUAUACUGCUGUCUUAUGAGAAGGGGCUAGUUCAUUCCUUAUUUAUGCUGACACAUUAAUUCUUGGAAGAUCUGUCACUGCUAGAAACAGGCGUAUGUAAUGCACUCACUCACUUACUUUCUUAAUUGCUUAUCAAAUUAAGGCCGGGGGGAGGGGGGGGGGACUAUCCCAGCUUUUCAAUGGGCGCAAGGCACACAGUAACUACCCUGAACUGAUCGCAGGACAGACACACAUACACACACACACAUACACACACCCAUUCACCUAUAGGGCCCAUAUGUAAAGCAGUUUUUGGAAAUUGCUUUGGAGAGCAAAUGUUUGCAUUUUUAAGGCUUUGGCAUUAUACACUGUUUUUCUUUAUUAAAAACAUUGUACCACUAA